This is a messenger RNA of Eimeria necatrix, 687 nucleotides long. Its product is annotated as DnaJ domain-containing protein, putative. Bases 1 to 687 code for a protein of 228 amino acids. Gene Ontology annotation, cellular component: endoplasmic reticulum membrane. NCBI's taxonomy places the organism in Eukaryota, Apicomplexa, Conoidasida, Eucoccidiorida, Eimeriidae. Gene Ontology annotation, biological process: cellular response to misfolded protein. The transcript has 3 exons. Gene Ontology annotation, molecular function: Hsp70 protein binding. The record is from RefSeq and is a predicted model, not a curated record.
AUGGAGGGCAACAAAGAUGAAGCAGCCCGGUGUGUUGAACUUGCGAAGCAAGCCAUGCUUGCAGGGGACUUUGCAAAGGCGCAGCGCCUGCUGGGCAAGGCGCGCCGCAUGUUUCCUCUGGCGGAGAUAGAGCCUCUUGCUGCUGCUUGUCUGCACAAGCUGAACCCUUCAGCAGCAGCAGCAGCAGCAGCAGCAGCAGGAACUGCUGCUCCGACAGCAGCGAGCUCGAGAGGGGCCUCGGAGCCCGCUGCUGCAGCAAGCAGCAGCAGCAACAGCAGCAGCAGCAGCAGCAGCAGCAAGGAACCCUUCAAGGGCCAGCGGCGGGGCUCUCGGCAGCACGUGCCGCACUCCUCUGAGGGGCCGCAGCGCAGCGCAGCAGCAGCAGCAGCAGGAGCAGCAGCAGCAGCAGCAGCAGCAGCAGGGACGGGCCCCACGCUGCGCCGCGGCCGCAGCGGCGCUGCUGCAGCGCCAGCAGCAGCAGCAGCAGCAGCAGCACAUACACCUGAACAAGCCAAACUCUGCGAAAUCAUUUUGGAAGAAAAAUGUUUUUAUAAAGUCCUGGGAGUUCCGUCAGAUGCAUCUGAAGAAGCAAUUAAGAAGGCCUACAGAAAGUUGGCGCUGAUGCUGCAUCCCGACAAGAACAAAGCGCCGAAGGCGGAAGACGCAUUCAAGAAGGUGGGGUUUUAG